Ascochyta rabiei is the source of this 834-nucleotide messenger RNA. Its product is annotated as Delta(3)-Delta(2)-enoyl-CoA isomerase. The transcript has 4 exons. Lineage: Eukaryota; Fungi; Ascomycota; Dothideomycetes; Pleosporales; Didymellaceae. Gene Ontology annotation, biological process: fatty acid beta-oxidation. The record is from RefSeq and is a predicted model, not a curated record. Gene Ontology annotation, cellular component: peroxisomal matrix. The coding region runs from base 1 to 834 and encodes 277 amino acids.
AUGGCCGACCAAUACACAGAUAUCAAGUUGGAGAUCAAGGGCCAGAUUGGAAUCAUCAAAUUCAACCGGCCCAAAGCCCUGAACUCGUUCGGCGGCAACCUGAUGCAGAACACCAUCUCCGCGCUGCGCACCCUGAACGAGCACCCAGACACAAUCUUCACCGUGCUCACAGGCGAGGGCCGUUUCUUCUCCGCAGGCGCUGAUGUCACGAGCAUCACCCACGACGAUUCCAACCCGACGGAUCUGGCGGAGAAGAAGAUGAAGUUCUUGGGGAGAUUUUCACUCGCACAAGAGCUCCUCCGAUCCAUGAUCGACCAUAAGAAAGUUUUGAUCCUAGCGCUCAACGGCCCGGCCGUCGGCGGCGGCGCAGCCUGGUUCCCGGGAAUCGCCGACAUCGUCCUCGCGUCGUCGACCGCGUGGUUGCAAUGUCCCUUCUCAGCGCUCGGUCUGGUGCCCGAGAACGGGUCUGCGCUCUCGUUUGCGCAGUCCAUUGGCAUCCAUCGCGCCAACGACUUCCUUAUGUUCGGGCGCAAACUCACGGCCCAAGAGCUGCUCGAUGCGGGUUUGUAUAACUAUGUCUGGGAGGAGACAGGAGAGCAGUUUCAGCAGAAGAUGGUCAAGUUUCUGGAGGACCAGUUGGCUGUCAAUGAUGGGAAGAGUAUGUGCGAGAUGAAAAGGUUGCAGAAUGAGCCGAUUCGAGACCAGAGGUUGCUUGCCGUUGUGAGGGCUGUGGAUGCGUUGAGCGAGAGGUUCGUAGAGGAUGCGCCGAAGCAGAGGUUUGAAGCGAAGAGGAAGGAGCUGGAUGAGAAGAGGGCCGCAAGGUCAAAAAUAUAG